This is a messenger RNA of Paramacrobiotus metropolitanus, 1534 nucleotides long. Its product is annotated as PI-PLC X domain-containing protein 3-like. The coding region runs from base 296 to 1327 and encodes 343 amino acids. Gene Ontology annotation, molecular function: phosphoric diester hydrolase activity. The record is from RefSeq and is a predicted model, not a curated record. The transcript is spliced from 3 exons. Gene Ontology annotation, biological process: lipid metabolic process. NCBI's taxonomy places the organism in Eukaryota, Metazoa, Tardigrada, Eutardigrada, Parachela, Macrobiotidae.
CGUCAAUGGGACAUCGUGGAACAGCACGUACGCGAGACAUAUGAAUUCAAAAGCGACUAGACAGAGUCACAGAACAGAAUCUCGAGUCUCGACACAGUCGGUCACACAGGGACGCGGUCGGAACGUUAUUAGGAAUAGCAAGUCGAUGGCGGCAACGCGCAAUGGGUUAUGGCCUUAUGGACGUUAUGGUUAUGAUCUUCUCUAUCGACUGUUUGGAGACCUCGCAGACUCAGGAUAUCAGCGAACUCAAGCCUAACCCUGCCCAACACUACUACAAAGUAUUUUGCGAGGGUAUAUGAUUAUCCAUGAAAUCGCGGCAAUGGCAGAUAACUCCAACUGGAUGAGCAAGCUUCCCACCACUUUGCAAGUUGUCCCAAUUUCCGCUAUUGCUAUUCCAGGUUCGCACGACAGUGGAACUUAUUCUUUGGAUCCGAAUGGGCCUUUUGCUCCGGAUCAACCCAACAAUUUGUUGAUAUUCCUGAAAGCCUUCGGCUGCUUGGCGCGUCCGAUUGUCUACAGAUGGUCUGUUACGCAGACCCUGACCUUUACACAGCAACUGCAGACUGGAAUCCGUUAUCUGGAUCUGCGUAUUUCGCGAGGACCGGCUAGUGACCAAUUCUCCAUUGUUCACGGAUUGUACGGAGCGGAAAUCCGCGACUGCUUAACGGAAGUUAAAGCUUUUUCCCAGCAGCAUCCACAAGAAGUGAUUAUUCUGGAUAUCAACCAUCUGUAUGCUAUGAAUUUGUUUGACCAUCAGCAGCUGGUGGAUAUAAUUGUCGAUGCACUGGGGCCACUGUUAAUUCCAUGCUCGCAGAGCUUAGAUAAAAUUACGUUGAAUGGAAUUUGGCAGGGUCGCGAACGCAUAUUCUGUUUUUACCACAGCAACAUUGCGCAGUGUUUUCCGAAGUUUAUCUGGCCCGCUUGCGCAAUCAGCUGUCCAUGGCCCAACGUGACCGAACGAAGUCAGCUCAUUACGUACCUGGAUCAGAGAUACGCCUGUGGACCGCCGCCGGCACAGAUUUUCUAUGGCACCCAGGGAAUUCUUACUCCCACCGUAGCGACGAUAUUGCGGUACCCCUUCAAAUCACUAAAGGAAUUCACCGGAGAAAAUACGGCAACGGCAGUUCUGCAGUGGGUUAAUACAAAAAAGAGUGACAAUUGGUUUAACAUUAUCAUUUUGGACUUUGUUGAGUUAGAUAAUUUUACUCAGAAUGUUAUUCUGUUGAAUUACCAAAAGCUGGAAACGAUGACAAUUUCAUCAAGGUUUCUGGAUUUCAAGCAAGACCAGAAGAACCUUGAGAAGAAGGCUACAUCUUCCCCACCAUAAUUCCAGCGUUCGCAUGGCUGAGAAUUCACGUAAAGUUUAAUGUUUUCGAUAGAGUAUUCCAUUUCAGUUUUUACUGUGAUCGAUAGAGCCAUUCGUAAUUUGGACACCCGGGAAGACCCGAAGCAUGUAAUUACAUAGUACUUUCUUGUGUAUAAUGUGUCCGCGUGAUAAUGAUAUUGCUCAAGAAUAAAGACUUAUCGCUGGGAA